Molecule: messenger RNA, 2225 nt
Organism: Aegilops tauschii subsp. strangulata
Lineage: Eukaryota; Viridiplantae; Streptophyta; Magnoliopsida; Poales; Poaceae
Product: probable folate-biopterin transporter 2
Cellular component (GO): membrane
Source: RefSeq, a predicted model, not a curated record
CCUCUCGUUGAUUCCCAAUCUCUGAUGAACUCCGGCGACUGUGUCUGCAGAACGCCCUGAUUUUUCGACGACACGAGCGUUUCUUCUCUAGUGUAGAAACUAGUUGCGAGCCGAAGUCAAACCAAACACCGCGAACUCGGGUAAACCCAUCGAACACUACGCCUCGUGCUCAGCUACCGCUAGCCAGUCAGCUCACCAAGAAAAUAUACGCUUCUCGUGCUCGUCGGCCUCUCCCGGCGGCCAACCGCCCGGUCGCCGCGGCUCGCAUUCCUGCCGCGCGGUUUCCGGUGGCUUCGCCGCAGAUCCCCAAGAAGCCUCGGAAGAAAUUGUUCCUCGAGGGCUGCUGUUCCUAUGAUGGAUCCCGACGCCAAGGAGGGCGGGCCACUCGAAGAAGCUGGCGGCGCCGGCGCCGAGAGUGGUCCCUGCGACGGCAGCGCCGAAUGCGGCGUCGCCUCCCCCUUCCGCUGGCUGCGGCGGCUCUCCCGCGAGCUGCACUGGAGCUUCGUGCUCGCCGUCUUCGCCGUCUACGGGGCCUGCCAGGGCGUGGGCAACGCCGUCGGGGUGGUCGCCGCCUCGUACUACAGCAAGGACGUGCUGCGCCUCCAGCCGUCCGCGGCACAGUUCUACCAGGGCAUCGUCGACUCGCCGUGGGUCGUCAAGCCCAUCUGGGGCCUGCUCACCGACGUCGUGCCCGUCGCCGGGUACCGCCGCCGCCCCUACUUCCUUCUCGCAGGCGUGAUUGGCGCCACAUCCAUGCUUAUGAUCUCCCUGCAAAGCAAUCUGGGGCUCAUACCGGCGGUCCUAGCCCUCACGGCGCAGAGCGCAGGCGCGGCGAUAGCCGACGUGACGCUGGACGCGCUGGUUGCGCAGAACAGCAUAACACAUCCGCCGCUCGCCGCCGACAUGCAGAGCCUGUGCGGGUUUUGCUCCUCAUUUGGGUCAUUGAUUGGGUACUCCAUCAGCGGCCUUCUUGUCCACUCCAUGGGCGCUCAGGGGGCUCUUGGCUUGUUGAGCAUCCCCUCAGCACUGGUGUUCUCAGCUGGGAUUCUCCUGAAGGAGAGCAGAGUGACAAACUUCAAUUACAAGCAGGUUCAUAAGAAGUUCUACAAAGCAAUUCGGUCAACGGGGACAACACUGAAGUGCCCUGAAGUCUGGCGGCCGUGUUUGUACAUAUAUGUUUCGCUCAAUCUAAGCCUGGACAUCCAAGGAGGGAUGUUCUACUGGUACACAGAUCGAUUAAAUGGACCAGGAUUUUCUGAGGAAUUUAUUGGUGUGAUCUAUGCAGUCGGUGCAGUGGGUUCACUACUCGGGGUUGUCCUAUACCAAAGUGCUCUAAAGGACUAUGAUUUCCGCAGCAUGCUUUUAUGGGGUCAGGUGCUGUCAAGCCUGACAGGGAUGCUUGAUCUAGCGCUGGUGACCCGACUAAACACGAAGGUCGGCAUACCAGACUACGUUUUCGCGGUGAUCGACUGCGGCGUUUCUGUAAUGGUCGGCAAGCUUCAGUGGAUGCCGGUUCUCGUGCUUUGCUCCAAGCUUUGUCCUCCGGGCAUCGAAGGAACCUUCUAUGCCCUGCUCAUGUCGAUACAAAAUGUGGGGCUGCUUAUGUCUGCCUGGUGGGGUGGCCUGCUGCUGCACACGCUGAAUGUGACUCGAUCGGAGUUCACUAACCUUUGGGCAGUUGUAUUGAUCAGAAACGUCUCGAGGCUACUUCCGCUGAUGCUACUGUUUCUUGUUCCUCAAAGCGACCAGAACUCGACGCUCCUUCCUGCGGAGAUGCUCCAUGAUGACGAAUCUACAGAAGCUGUCAAGGAUGGAUCAGGCAGUGUUGAGUUUUCCGUCCUUGUUGCGGAUGGUUCAGGUUGUCAUCCUUCCGUUGAGGAUGUUCAAGAUGAGAGAAUCAAAGUGACUGAUGAUGUAGGAGGGGAUGUAGAGUUGAUCCCACUGAUGAACACGAACAGAACAGUUGGGUGAUCAUCUUUUUCGUAAGAGGGUUGAUUCAUGAUUCAUUUACGCCCCGACCAUCUGAUUAUACGCUUCGGUAGCUGUUGCUAGGAAUGUACACAAUUUCUUACCGCCUGUUUAUCUGUAUUUUGUAUAGGUAAAAGCAGCUGAGUAGCAAGUGAAGCAUACAUUUUCUUCUUUCUUUCUUUUUUGCGAGAUUCUUCUUCUUUCUUUUCUUAAUGUAAAACAAGAUAGAAUAAUACAAAUAUCAGUCCAUUCAAUUA